This is a messenger RNA of Nymphaea colorata (pocket water lily), 1770 nucleotides long. Its product is annotated as protein SOSEKI 1. The coding region runs from base 133 to 1605 and encodes 490 amino acids. The record is from RefSeq and is a predicted model, not a curated record. NCBI's taxonomy places the organism in Eukaryota, Viridiplantae, Streptophyta, Magnoliopsida, Nymphaeales, Nymphaeaceae. The transcript has 6 exons.
GAGAGAGAAGAAAAAGGAAACAAUGCUUCUCUCUCUAGCUUCUUUCGAGUUAUCUUCUUCUUCUACGUUACGUAUUUGCAGACUUUGGGAGGUCUAAGAGGUGAGUAGCAUAGCCCAAAGGGAUUGGUUUUGAUGGAGAGACAGCCGUUCGCCAUUGAUCAGGAGGAGGCAGUAGGUGGUGGUAGAUUGAACGGUGAUCAGGCGGGGAGGAACAUCCAUGUCGUUUAUUUCUUGAGCAGGAAAGGGAGGGUUGAACAUCCUCAUCUCAUUCGCAUCCAACCCCCCAUUUCCAGCAAUGGAGUUAGGUUGAAAGAUGUCAAGAAAUGGCUCUCGGACGUGAGGGGGAAGGACAUGCCCAACUCUUUCUCCUGGUCUAAUAAAAGGAGGUACAAGACAGGUUAUAUCUGGCAAGACUUGCACGACGAUGACCUGAUCGCCGCCCUAUCUGAUAACGAGUACGUACUCAAGGGAUCGGAGAUUCCUGCAGCCUCAUCACCUGAGAACACCAUGAUCACACCUAAGGUCUGCCCAUCUGAUAAUGGGCACAGUACUACUCAUGAACAUCCGAGUAUGGAGGUGGGACCGAGCGGGAGCAGAAGAUCAUCCCAGGUCGCCGGAUCAGAUGUAUCGGCAGACGAAAUGAGGUGCGAAUCAUUAGCAAGCAAGAGGCACCAAGACGGCCACGGACACCUGAGCGCCGUCAAUUCCAUGAACAGCGACAACGUGAACCCAUUUGGCAUUGCGUCGAUGGGGAGACAGUCUAGAGCAGCAUCUGCUAGGACCAUCGAUUCGUUAUCAGACUCAUCAACCAUUCAAAACGAUGAUGACGAAGACAAUCAUGAUUCAAUGGUGGUAAUGCAGACAAGCACGCGCCGCUCAAAGGCUCGAUCGACGGAUCAGUCGAGGCAAGAGAAUCAUGAAGAGAUCCUCAUGGAAGAAGGCGGUGCAGAUGGGGAACGGCAGAAAAUAACAGAUCAGAAGGAAGAAGGAAGAGGGCAUGGAUCGGCCGAGGGGAGGGGGAGGAGGACGAAGAGCGGCAGCUCGCGCCGUAGGAGGAAUGGUUGCUCGUCCGGUGGCGCCGCCUCUGGUGCAGCAUAUUCUCGGUUCCUGAAGAACUUGCUCACCUGUCGCGCUGUGGAGACGAAGGACUCCACGGUGACGCAUGCUCAUGGCGGCAGCAAGAUUUCCUCUGCGUGCAGAGAAGAGAAAGACGUGGCCGUCAAUGAGAACAACGUCGCCAGAAUGGAGGUCUCUAGCGCCAAACGCGGCACGUCUGGUAGCUCAACUUGGAACCAAAAUGCCGGCGGCAAUACCUGGAAAAGCGACGAGAGCGCCCGAAAAAAGAGAACGGGGGCCGGCAAGAAUCAGAAGUCUUCCUUCUCAGAAGAUUACCGACCUCGCCCCGAACCAACGUGCUCGCAGUGUGGGAAGAAGUUCAAACCGGAGAAGCUGGGAUCCCACAUGAGGUCCUGUAAAGGUCUGAAGCAAAACAUGUCACAAACUGCUGGCCACAAGCAAGAGACGACGAGCGUUGCAACAAGUGGAGAAGUUCAGAGUGCCGGCAGUUUUGGUCAUCUAGCAAAUCUCGUGGCCAUUGUCAGUUAGUCCCAUCCUUUUUUUUUUCUUUUCUCUGUAUAAGUGAUGAAACCCAAAAAGAUGCAUAUUUAACACUCAAAACCAAGAUGCCUUCAGCAAAAUGGGAUGGAAAGAUCUAGAUCUCUUUAUAAGAUGUUGAUUUAAUGAAUCAUAUGGAUUUACUUGUGGAAGCAA